CACUUCGCCGCGGAGCAUGCUGGACACCGCCUCGCUCAGAGAAAGCCUGCCCGACUCGCCCUCGAGGGGGGGCAAGGCGCCCCCCUACGACGCGGUUCAGAUGUCUCUCGACCUGCAAGAGCGCUAUGACGUGGACGUCGACCUGACCGGCACCAAACUCGCGGCCGUAACGUCAUCCUUGCGAGAAUGCCUCUCACCAAGAACAUUCGCCUUCUUGCAGACGCUGUGCGAGCCGGUGUUCUCGCGGUUAUCGCCAGACCUGGUGAACGUGGAGGCCAUGCUGCGGCAGCUCGAGACCGCCCUCGUCCGCUCGCUCGACGUGUGCUCGCGCGGAGUUGAGGGCGAGGACCCUGAGAAGCUCUUUGAACCGCUCGCGGGCUCGCUGGUCGCGAUGCUGCGGGACGUGGUCUCCAAUCCGGCGAAGGUGGUGGAGAACGCCAGAUUGAAGGCCUCCGACGAGGCGCGCCAAGGGGAGCGCGACGCAGCAAAGAAGGCCAAGGCGGCGGCCAAGGAGGCCAAGCGAGCGCUUGCGGCGUCCAGAAAAGCGGCGCGGCUAGCGCAGCGGCAAGAGGGCGGGCGGGAGGAGAUCGCCGCGGGCGGAGACGAGGCGGAGUGAGCCGCUGGCCGCCCCUGAGUCUCGAAAGGGGCGCGGCUCGCGCGCUGCUGGCCGGGGGGCGCGUGGAGGGGGGAGGGGGGGGGCGCUCCGUACGAUUACUUGUGGGCAUGGUUGAUGCCGCUGCACAGCAUGGCGGGGAGGGAGGGGAGGGGGGACAGCGUCCGGAUGCCGAGCCCAAGUAGUACUUUGCGGGCGCCGGCGCGCCUCCGGCUGCUACCUCGAGGUGUGCGCACGGUCUUGCACGUUGAGCAUGAAGCGGGAGGGUGGUUUGUGGGAGCGUCUUGCGGGGCUUGUCCGGAGGUGUGUGCGGGGUACGAGCACGCGCCUGUGCGUGGCACCGCGGCAUGGUCCAUGUGGAGAGUUUUGAGUAGUGCGCAACUUUUGGUUUUGCGGUUCGUGCUCUCAUCUACGAGCGAUGUUGAUUUGGAAUCCUGUCAACGAUUGGAUUGUGUAU
Molecule: messenger RNA, 1070 nt
Organism: Emiliania huxleyi CCMP1516
Lineage: Eukaryota; Haptophyta; Isochrysidales; Noelaerhabdaceae
Exons: 1
Coding region: 17-616 (199 amino acids)
Source: RefSeq, a predicted model, not a curated record